AUGGUGUCCUCAGAGCCUGGCUCACGGCAGGACAGCCUGCGCUCUUCAGGAAGGACUGGAGACGAGUGCAACCCUCAGAAACUAUCUAAGUAUUUUAGAACAUGCUCAAGAGGUGAGCACUUAACUAUAGAGUUUGAGAAUCUAGUAGACAGUGAUGAGGGGGAGAGCCCAGGAAGCAAUCAUAGGCCUCUUACUGAGGAAGAAAUUGUUGACCUAAGAGAAAGGCAUUAUGAUUCUAUUGCUGAAAAACAGAAAGAUCUUGAUAAGAAAAUUCAAAAAGAGUUAGCCUUACAAGAAGAGAAGUUAAGACUAGAAGAAGAAGCUUUAUACGCUGCACAGCGUGAAGCAGCCAGGGCAGCAAAGCAGCGAAAGCUCUUGGAGCAAGAAGGGCAGAGAGUUGUGCAGCGAUAUCAUCCUUCCAACCAUGGAGAAUAUCAAAGUUCAGGACCAGAAGACGACUUUGAGUCCUGUUUGAGAAAUAUAAAGUCACAGUAUGAAGUUUUUCGAAGUAGUAGACUCUCAUCAGAUGCCACAGUUUUAACACCAAAUACAGAAAGCAGUUGUGAUUUAAUGACCAAAACUAAAUCAACUAGUGGAAAUGAUGACAGCACAUCCUUAGAUCUAGAAUGGGAAGAUGAAGAAGGAAUGAAUAGAAUGCUUCCCAUGAGAGAACGUUCCAAAACAGAGGAAGACAUUCUCCGAGCAGCACUUAAGUAUAGCAGCAAGAAGUCUACAAGUAAUCCUACAUCAGCCUCUGAUGAUUCCAAUGGGCUAGAGUGGGAGAAUGAUUUUGUUAGUGCUGAAAUGGAUGAUAAUGGCAAUUCUGAGUAUUCUGGAUUUGUAAAUCCUGUAUUAGAACUGUCUGAUUCUGGCAUAAAGCAAUCUGAUGCAGACCAACAGACUAGAUAGGGUAAAAUUGCGUAACCCUGUUUAUCAGUUAUGACCAAAUGUUAAAAACCAACUAGAAUGUAUAAAUUGUUUUGUAAGGGGGAGGUAAGAAACCAUGUUGUAAAUGUGUAUUGUAUUAGAAAGGAGUAAGAAUGAUAGGAUAGAUUUGAUUUGC
This is a messenger RNA of Cynocephalus volans (Philippine flying lemur), 1063 nucleotides long. RefSeq names its product AP-1 complex-associated regulatory protein-like. The coding region runs from base 1 to 909 and encodes 302 amino acids. Gene Ontology annotation, cellular component: endosome. The record is from RefSeq and is a predicted model, not a curated record. Lineage: Eukaryota; Metazoa; Chordata; Mammalia; Dermoptera; Cynocephalidae. The transcript is spliced from 3 exons. Gene Ontology annotation, molecular function: AP-1 adaptor complex binding; kinesin binding. Gene Ontology annotation, biological process: negative regulation of cell motility; regulation of Arp2/3 complex-mediated actin nucleation; negative regulation of substrate adhesion-dependent cell spreading.